This is a messenger RNA of Adelges cooleyi (spruce gall adelgid), 6193 nucleotides long. RefSeq names its product integrator complex subunit 1 (gene IntS1). Gene Ontology annotation, cellular component: integrator complex. The coding region runs from base 270 to 6092 and encodes 1940 amino acids. NCBI's taxonomy places the organism in Eukaryota, Metazoa, Arthropoda, Insecta, Hemiptera, Adelgidae. Gene Ontology annotation, biological process: U2 snRNA 3'-end processing. The record is from RefSeq and is a predicted model, not a curated record. The transcript has 29 exons.
CAGAAUAUUUUGGUUAUAUAUUUUUAUAAUUUAUAUAUAUUGUCGGUUGUCAGGAGUCAAGACUCGAAUUGCUUAAUUAAAGAACCUUUAUUAUUAUAAUAUUGUCAUCGGUUAUAGCUUAAGUACUCGAAUCUUUAUGCUGUCAAUUGCGAAAACAUUAUAAACUAUGAUUAAAGACUACACGUAAACGUAUUACAACUUAGAUAUAAUUGAUGUGAAUUAAUUUACAUUUUAAGUUUCGUAAGAAAUAAAAUCUGUAUUUGCUUAUCAUGAGUCGUGGUGGAAAAUCUAAAAAUGCUUAUCUUCCUGGAGAUUUGGUGGCGUUGGGUUCAAAAAGCAGUAGUCGUGUUGAACCAAAUCCACAAGAAAAACGAGGUAGUUCUCUGCUACUGCACAGGAAGUUAAUGGAAUCAAGUUUAACUGAUAGAAAACGACCUGGACCCCCAUUGGCAAUUCCUAUACCAAGUAAAAAACCAAAAUCGCAUUCAGGCCAUAGUUCGUUUGCUUGGGAACAAAUGAGUAUAGAAGUAGAUUCGAUUGAUUUGUUUGAAUCGUUAAACUAUGCUUUUCAAAAUCAAGAAAACCUCAAGGCCAUUGGUCUACUUUUUGGAGCAUUCAAAUCCAUGCAUACACAACGAUUGAAGCCUGAUCUCUUUUGGAGUUUAUUAAUCACCGCUAGAACUUACCCUACAUUAUUUCAUAAUGAAGAGGUGAUAAAUUCUCUAUGUUCAAUUAUAUCGUGUCAUUCUGUUGUUUCUACAAAACAGCGUCAAUACAACAUAGUAGCUGCGGUUACGUCUAUCAAUUUGUUAAUGACAACGCACGAUAAAGUAAACCAUUGGCCGGAUGCUUUUGUUAAAUUGUUCAUUGACGAUUCCAUGGGAGAGAGAUUGUGGGUAGAAAAUGAAGAGUGCAAACUUUUUAUUGAAAAUAUAAAAAUUAGCCUAAACACUCGUACAUCCCCUUUUAUUCCUUUGGACUUUUUGGAUACCAUGAGUUCUGCUGAAUCUACAUCAUCGUCGUUUGAACCUAAUGAAGUGUCUGUACUAGCAAGAUAUUCUACAAAUCAAGCGGCUACUGAAAAUUUAUUUGUAGACAUAGCUAAAGAGUAUUUGGUUCGAAGACAGUCUAAUGAAGGAAUAUCAAGGAACUUAUUAAAAUUACUAUCGGCUGCUGCAGGAAUUUUAGAGGUUCGUGUAAUGGUUGCUAGUAAAUUGGAAGUGUGGUUACAAAAUGCUAAACUAGUACGGCCUGCCCAAGAGUUAUUAUUGGCCGUUUGUGUGAAUUGUAUAUCGCACACUCAAAAGGAUUUUGAUGUUAUUUCUACUAUUGUUAAAAUGCGGUUAAAAACAAAAUCAAUAGGCAACUUCUACGUGUCUUGCAUUAAGGAGUUAAUUACAGCAAAUGCUGCUAAUUUACCAAUUGUAUUAAAAAAUGUAGUUUACAAUGAAAUGUCCACAUCACGAAACACAAGUAACAUGGCAAUACUUCAAGUCAUUUUCAAGGCUGAACCAGAUCAGACUGCAUUGCUUUUAGCUGAUAUUUUUCAGGAGUUGCUUAUUUUGAGAGAUGAUUAUUUACGAUCGCUUCGAGUAUUUUUAAGAGAAAUAUUUCGUCAAGUACGAAAUGAAUUUAAUUUCUUAAAAUUUUGUCAAGGCCUCAUGAGUAGUAAUAAAGAACCAAAUGGAGCUCCUGAAGUUAAGGAUCGAGUUUUUACUGGCAUUGUUGAUCUCUUAACGCUAUGUAUAUUUCUGUCUGUUUAUCCUUACAUGCGCUCCGAACGAAAAGACAUAGUACAGUUUGAAAAGAUGCAACAUGCUAUUUCUAAAAUUCAAAAAGAUGGAGUCGUGUGGCUUCACGAUGUUGUAACUAAAGUGUAUCGACCCUCGCCUACCGAUUUUGUUCAUUCUUUACACAAGAUACUGCUAAUGGAGUCUGCCGAUCAAUAUUAUAAGUUAGAAAGUUGGCCUCCAGAACAAGAUAGAAGUUUAAUUUUUAGACUUGCCACUGAAGUACCAAUAUUGCAGGGAAUAAUAAUUACUAUUCUUAAAAUUGGUUUAUCUAAAGAACACCCUCUGAGCUCACCCGAUGCUUUAGAAUUGGUCGAUCAGUUAGUAAAGCGUGCAGCUGCUUUACAAGUCUACCAAACUCCUAAUGCUAUUCGAGCUGACAAAGAUGAACUAUUUGAUUUUCUAUUGAAUUCAUGUGCUUAUCAUCAUCCGGAAAAAAUUGAACUUCCUUUGGGCUAUACUCCACCUCAAUUAGCGAUAUCAAAUUUAUAUUGGAAGACCUGGCUAAUAAUGUUGAUAUAUUGUGCCCAUAUACCUUCUAUUUUUGGAACAUUAGCUUGCAGAAAAUAUCCGAUGUUACGCAUUUUCAUUGAGAUGUGUAUAACCAACAACUUUAACUUCCCUCCGUUUUUAGAAGAUCUACAAAUACAGUCUGUUGAAAAACAGAAAAUAUUAGAAUUUGAAUCUUACUUGGCUGCUGCAUCAACUAAAGCGACAAUAACAGAACAGACUAGCUUGUUAUUAAGCCAGCUCAUGGGAAUGGAUCCCGCUGGUCCACCGAGGCGUCCGCCUCCUGUAGUUUUGGAUCAAUUGAGAGUUAUGAACACAAACUUGCGCAUUGGUCAUUUAUUGUGCCGAUCGAGAGAUCCCGAUUUUCUCUUGGAUAUAAUUCAACGCCAAGGUACAUCCCAAUCAAUGCCUUGGUUGGCCGAUUUAGUGAACUCGUCUGAAGGUUCACUUAACCAUUUGCCAGUCCAGUGUUUAUGUGAAUUUUUAUUGAGCCCCAGUUGCCGUCAACAAGGUAAAUUUAAUCAACUUUUGAAUCAUUUGAAAAAGUUGCUAACGCACCAAGAUACUGACCCAGCUAUAAGCUGUGAAGUUUUGGAGUAUUUUUUGAGACGUCUUAGUUCACCUACUAGUAGACAACAUGCUAUUUUGGGUUUAAAGUUACUGUUAAAUGCAACCGAUGAAAAAACCAUUGAUAUUGAUAAAGUAAUAGAAGCUAAAACUGAUGUAUCUUGGUUGUUAACGAGUUUGCCUCAGUUGCCAAAUUUCUCUGCAUUUAAAUCUCAGAUUGUUAUCGCUCUAAGACAAGCAUGCCAAGUAGAAAAUGAUCCACAUUUAAUUACCGCCUAUUUGACUUUCUUGGCUGAACAAACAUCCGAAGUAGAUAAAGGAGGUAGUCUCACAAAUGAUCAGCUUGCAGAAAUGGUGCUGGAUAUGGCUCAAUUAAUUGUCGAAAGAAGCACGGUCAUGUCCGCAGUACUACCAGUAUCGACAGAUACAGUAACGGUUUUUAACGUGGCACUCAACUCUCUAGUCAAUAUAUUUUAUUCGUUUCUCUGUAGAGCUAGAGAACCGUGUCGCCAAAAUCAUCCUUGGUCGGAAAAUCAAGAUCAAAUCCUCGUUACAUGGCCAGGUGGCCAAGAAUGCACGUUACAUAUUUUGGUCGUCCAUGCUAUGAUAAUUUUGUUGACUUAUGGUCCUCAGUGUAUUCAAGACUCGAUGAAAUUUGACCAUUUGUUAGAAGCUUGGUUUCCAACAGACAGAAGACUUGUACCAAAAGCUUAUCUGGUUGAUACUUCUGAAGAAGCUUUACUUAUACCAGAUUGGUUAAAACUCCGAAUGAUAAGGUCUCGAGUUCCUAGACUUGUAGAAGAAGCAUUAACCGAUCUGGAACCACCCCAAUUAAUAUUAUUCAUUCAGUCGUUUGGUAUUCCAGUUGCAUCAAUGAGCAAACUAUUAGAAAUUUUGGACCAAGCCGUGUGUCACGAUGCAGAAGCCAUCAAAGCGGCUGUCAUGGACAAAGCUUAUAUGGUGCAACUUGUCCAAGUGCAACAAAGACGUGGAGCUCAAGGAGGCCAAGUGUUUGCAUCUGUAUUAACGUCCAACGAAGAACCAAUGGUUUUGGACGUUGCAUAUAAAACAAAUACAUCUAAUAAUUUGAAAAUACAAAAAAAACCAAUAGUUGUUGAAAAUCAAGAAAAGGUUUUCAAAAUUGGAUCGAUAAUAAGAGAUUUGUAUAGUUGCAAAAUGGAAGGCAAAGAAUUUUUGUCGUUAUUACAAUCGUUGUCGCAAGAUACAAAAUAUUUAGGUCAAAAACUAAUGCAAUCCUUGUUGAGAAAAAUGUUAAAAAAUAAAGAGUUUGUUGGUGUGAUAAUUACAAAUAAAAAUUUGUCAUCUCUUCUAAGAGUUUUGAUGGCCAAGUAUGGUCACAACAAAAUCUUGUUGUGUAUUGUUAAGCUGAUGGUUGUUCAAAUCGACAAGAACAAACAACCAAAUACAUUGUACACGUCGAUUAUGGAUUAUAUUAAUAAAUAUGAAGAAAAAAAGAAAACUGUUCAAAGUCUGAAGAAAGAAAAUGAAUCUGAAUCAAUGGAAGUCGAUGGAGUAAAUAAGGGUAAAAAACGAUCUUUGUUUGUUGAUUUACCCAAAGAAAUUGAAAUAAAAAUAGCAGGCUUGACUAUUGAACAACAGGUUAACAUGUUAUUUAUGAAAACUGUUAGUGAAAAAUGGGAUUCGGUGAGGGAUUGUAGACCAUACUUGUUGACUUUACUAAAUCACCACAUGAAUUGGUCAUCGUUGGAAUGCGUUUUAAAUAUACUUUUAGAUUUGAAUAAUUUUGAAAAGUUCGAACCUUCUUCUGUGUUAGAUUUAAUAUCAGCCAUUACUACAAAUCCAAAAUUAUGGCAAGGAAGAGAAAUGAAUGCUCCAAAAAGUAAAACUGAUGAAGGACUAAUGUUUCUUGACGAUAGCCAGGUCACAUCUUUGCUGCUCUAUAUGAUCGAAGAAUGUAAAUUAAAACACGAUGAUCCAAACAUAACUUGGCCUGAGUUAUCGACUUAUAUGCAAACAAAACUAUCGGUUUUACUUAAACAUUGUUUGGUGAAAAAUGAUUAUGUUCGAAUAUUCCAUGAAGUUUACUUAAAAUAUAUUAACAGUACUAACUUUACAGUUUUCAAACAAAUAUUGAGCCAAGUUUAUGCUAAUGAACCAAACAUUUUGAGCAAAUUGCAACAUUAUGGCAUGGAUAGUAUCUUAGACCCAGCUAUAAUUAAAGAAAGUGAAGGAUGUGCUUUGGAUUCAAUUUCUCAUACUGUUGUGUCUUCCAUUGUGUCUACUAAAAUAAAGAGAGAGAAAGAGUUGGUUAAAAAAAUGUACGACUACGAAACGCUAGCAAAAAGACUGAGCACUACGCAUCCACUUCUAUUCUUGAGAGUGUUUGAGCUGUUAUCGGCACCGUUAGGACGAUGUUGCUACUUGGAAUUCAAAGCGAUGAAAUCUGGUCAUCUCCUACUUUUACAAAAUACUCUAGAUUUGGUAGAGAGUUUAGAACCUACUAUUUAUUUGCCGUUUUAUACAGAACCUAUACACAAGCUCCUAGGAACAUUCUUAAAUAUUAUUUGUAACAAUUUAAAUACUCCCAGUGCGACUCGUAAAGAUUUUAUGACACUUUUGACUAAAUUUGGUAAUCGUAUACACAGUUAUAUUGGAACCAACUCACAAGACGCAAUGGUCUUUAUAAAAUCAAAUAUUAUAUGGUUCAGCAAUCUCGUUGAAAGAUAUAAUACAAUUGGCAACCUUAAUUUACUUAUCAGCCAAAACGACAAAGUAAUUGUAUUGCAACCAACAAAUGAAAUUUCAAACGAUAAGUAUGAUCAAUUCUUCAACUGUUUUAAAGACAUUGACACCGCUAAUAACAUGUUGAACGAACUGGAACGUUCUGGUCACCGAAACAAUCAUGCUUUGGAACCCUUUUUGAAUAAAUUAACGACUUUGGUUAGAAACCCUCAUUCAAAUUAUCGACUUCCUUCACUCGGACUUCUCAUUCGUUAUUUGCAACAUAACAGUAACAAGUCUACCGAUUCAAUGUUAUUACCAGCUUUUCUGAAUGCAUUAAUAUCUGACGAUGAUGAGAUUUCUAACACCAUACGCAAUCGUAUAGAUUCAUUAGCAAUGUCUAAGGAUAUGGCUCUACAGUUGUUGUUGGAAACAUUUAAGAUAGGAAUAAAUAAAAGUCUAAGCACUACUGCUAUCAUUACCAAAGCAAUAUCUACAAUGAAUAUGCAAUUGGGGUGUUAAUAUUUUAUUAUGUAUUUAUUUAUAAGUAUGUGUAAUGUGACAAUGUUUAUGAACUUUAAUUAUACUAAUAAAACAUAGUAAGUUACACAUUUUUAACUUGA